AUGGAUGGUAAUCGCAUAAAGGAAGCGAUCCUGAAGGAUGGCUUCAUUGUCAUUGAAGCUGGCGAGGUUGGACAAAGGGUGGAUGUUUUCAGGGGGAAGAAGUAUCCAUUCCUCAAAGAAGGCGGUCUCUACUUCCUGAAGGAUACUCUUGAAGAUACUAAGGUUGUCGAAACCGUUGAGUCUUUAUUUAAGCGAUCUGGCCUAGGCAUGUUCACACUUUUCGGGCCGCAUCCCGACACAGCGCGAGCCCCGUUAAAUAGGACCAGCGACGAAUUACUUGUCGUCAACGUCCUACAUUGUGGUCCAGGCUCGAAAAUUAUAUUGUACGAAAAUAGUCACAAACACUUCUUGGAUGCCAGGCCUCCUGCAAUGAAAGAAGAUGAUACUGGCUUCCUCGAGAAAUUAAGGACUUCCAUGAGAAAACCGGGCAUUACGGAAUUAGAAAAAACAUUACCUGCCGGUGGUUUUAUUUUCCUGGAUGGCCGGUUCUUCACGACUAUUCUGCAAGGUGUUGUUCUUGAAGUUGCCUUCGCGGAUGAGAAAGAACUCAAUGAAUGGAAUCCGAUACAGCUUCCAGGGUCCCCAGACCUCGAAAGCAUUGUGGACAGCAUGGAACGCGAGAGGAUCAAAAUAAACAUAAAAUUUGUCAAAUAG
This is a messenger RNA of Pochonia chlamydosporia 170, 654 nucleotides long. RefSeq lists its product as hypothetical. The record is from RefSeq and is a predicted model, not a curated record. The transcript is spliced from 3 exons. Lineage: Eukaryota; Fungi; Ascomycota; Sordariomycetes; Hypocreales; Clavicipitaceae. The coding region runs from base 1 to 654 and encodes 217 amino acids.